AUGUCGAAGCUCGUAGCCGUCAUCGCGGGCGUGGGCCCGGGCACGGGCGGAGCGGUGGCCCGCAAAUUCGCGUCGGCGUACCCGGUGGUGCUGCUGGCCCGCAACCCGGACAACUACAACGACCUGGUCAAGGACAUCAACGGCGCGGGGGGCAAGGCCAUCGGCAUCUCGACCGACAUCGCAGACGCCGGCAGCGUCAGGGCCGCCUUCGACAAGAUCGGGAGCGAGUUUGGCGGCGAUUACGGGCUUGCUGCCGCCAUCUUCAACGCCAGCGGGCGCUUCGUGCGCAAGCCGUUCCUCGAGCUGAGCGAGGACGAGUUCAACGCCGGGCUCGACGUGUCGGGCAAGGGCGCCUUCCUGUUCGCCCAAGCGACGCUGCCGCGGCUGGUCAGCGCCGCCCCGCACUCCAAGCACCCGCCCUCGCUCGUCUUCACCGGCGCCACCGCCUCCGUCAAGGCCAACGCGCAAAUGGCCUCGUUCGCCACGGGCAAGUGGGCCCUCAGGGCGCUUUCGCAGAGCUUGGCCAAGGAGUUUGGCCCCCAGGGCGUGCACGUCAGCCACGCCAUCAUCGACGGCGUCAUUGACAUUCCCAGGACGAAGGAGUGGUUGAAGGAGGCCGGCCCGGAUGCGAAGAUCAGUGCCGAUGGCAUCGCCGACGCCUACUGGAACCUUCAUACACAGCCCAGAUCAACUCUUACUUGGGAGAUUGAUAUCAGGCCAUUUGUGGAGAAGUGGUAG
This is a messenger RNA of Diplodia corticola, 738 nucleotides long. Its product is annotated as short chain dehydrogenase reductase family. Bases 1 to 738 code for a protein of 245 amino acids. Lineage: Eukaryota; Fungi; Ascomycota; Dothideomycetes; Botryosphaeriales; Botryosphaeriaceae. The record is from RefSeq and is a predicted model, not a curated record. The transcript is spliced from 3 exons.